Molecule: messenger RNA, 288 nt
Organism: Knipowitschia caucasica
Lineage: Eukaryota; Metazoa; Chordata; Actinopteri; Gobiiformes; Gobiidae
Source: the annotation of a GenBank genome assembly
AUGCCGCGCGGCUCGGGCUGUGACACACGCGGCCCGGGGCUAGGUCAACCAGGCCAGCUCUUUCAUUCUAAUGCCUUCUCUUCAGGGGCCCCCGACGGACACCCACAGGAGACGGCAGGCACCCAGGAUGAGGAGUGGGCCUGCUUCGUCUCUCUGUGUCCGCUGGGCGUGUGGAUGAAAAAAAAAGGUGUUACUUUAGCCUGUCAGGCCGAGGUGAGCGGUAUUGACUUAAAUGGCUUGACCCAGCUAAGCCUCGGUAUAGCAGCGGUCUCACCCCUGACUCGGUGA